Messenger RNA from Trachymyrmex cornetzi, 3149 nucleotides. Its product is annotated as ATP-dependent RNA helicase DHX36. Bases 123 to 3080 code for a protein of 985 amino acids. Gene Ontology annotation, molecular function: ATP binding; DNA helicase activity; RNA helicase activity. The record is from RefSeq and is a predicted model, not a curated record. NCBI's taxonomy places the organism in Eukaryota, Metazoa, Arthropoda, Insecta, Hymenoptera, Formicidae. The transcript has 15 exons. Gene Ontology annotation, cellular component: cytoplasm; nucleus; intracellular anatomical structure.
GUCUGAAAAAAGUGAGGAGUUGACAGGCUAGUGUAUAUAGAAGUCUGUGGUAGAAACUGGCAUUGCUUGAUCAUUGUGAGGGGCUUAAAGAUUAAAAACAAUGUCUAAAUAUUAAUAUAUGAAUGCUUUGUUCUUUCAAAAUGUAUCGACGAGGUUUUAGGGGCAUGUCCAGCUCCUACCCACAACGUGAUAGAGACGUACAAUCGAUCUGGAGAAACAAUCAGCAAGGACUAGAACAAACACAAUCUACAUCUGGAAAUGGAGGAACUUACUCACAAGCACGAAGACCUCCUGGACUAAGGGGAAAAGAAAUAGGAAUGUAUUAUAGAAACAAAAAUAGAGAGAGACAGAAAAAAAAGGAUUCAGAAGUUCUUAAAUUGUCAUUUCAUAUACAGCAAUCAAUUAAGGCUAUGUUAAAUAACGCAGAAAAAUAUUACAAUCCAGUUUUCUGUACAAAUUUUGAAUCCGAGCAAGGCAACAAGUAUCAUCAAUUUCAUGACACCCAAUUUAAAAGAAAGUUUUUGGAAAUUAUACACGGUAAUAUACAACAAAGUCUUGCCAAAGCUAUGAAUGUAACUUCAAAGUUGCAAAGAAACAGUGAUAUAGACAGAAUAUUACAAAAUGAUUACAGACAAAAGCAUGAUCAAGAUGCUUAUAAUAACAUGUUGAAGUUUCGAUUAAAGUUACCAGCAUAUAAAAAAAGGUCAGAAAUAUUACAAUUGAUUGAAGAUAAUCAAGUUGUUGUUAUUAGUGGAGAAACUGGAUGUGGUAAAACCACACAGAUUGCACAAUUUAUAUUGGACGAUGAAUUAGAAACUGGAAAUGGCAGCGUUACUCGAAUAAUUUGCACACAGCCUAGAAGGAUUUCAGCCAUUUCUGUUGCUGAACGUGUAGCUAUGGAAAGAGCAGAAAAUCUUGGAAAUUCUGUUGGCUAUCAGAUACGACUUGAAAAACAUCUAUCACGAGAUCAUGGAAGUAUAUUAUUUUGUACUACUGGUAUAUUACUACAAAUUAUGAAACAUGAUCCAGCAUUAAAAGGUUUCUCUCAUGUGAUACUGGAUGAAAUUCACGAACGUACUACGGAAAGUGAUUUCGUUAUUACAUUAUUAAAACAAGUUAUUCCGAAAAGAAUAGACUUAAAAGUUCUCUUAAUGAGUGCAACAUUGAAUGCUGAAAGCUUUUCGAAAUAUUAUGACAAUUGUCCUAUGAUACAUAUACCGGGAUUUACUUAUCCUGUGGAGGAAUUUUAUUUAGAAGAUGUUUUGUCAUUUGUACAUCAUAAAUUUCCCGAAGCACCAUCUGAAAAACCACUUAAAGGUUACAGAAAACACCUAAAAAGGUAUAAAGAGCAACAAUGUAAGAAAGAAGAAUUUUUAGACAUAUUACAACCUUAUGUUAGACAACUUAUGGCUGAGAAAAAAUACGAAACACAUGUUAUUGAUCAAUUACGGAAUCCAAAUAGCGAAAAUCUUUCAUUGGAGCUCAUAGAAAAAUUAGUUAGAUACAUCUGUAAUACAAAAGGUCCUGGAGCUAUUCUUAUUUUUUUACCUGGUAUGAUGGAUAUAUCGAACUUAAAUAAAAUGAUGUUAGAGUCCGGAUGUUAUCCAAGUCAUGCGUACAUCAUCUAUCCUCUUCAUUCACGUAUGCCAACAGUUGAUCAGAAACUUAUAUUUAAAGAACCACCUCAUGGCGUUCGUAAAAUAAUUAUUGCGACUUCAAUCGCUGAAACAUCAAUUACUAUAGAAGAUGUUGUGUACGUAAUAGAUUGCGGGAAAAUAAAAUAUUCAAAAUUUGAUCUAAAUAAGAAUAUUCAGACUUUAGAGCCUGAGUGGGUAUCUUUAUCUAACGCCAAGCAAAGACGCGGUAGAGCUGGCAGGGUAAAAAGUGGAGAAUGUUAUCAUAUGUAUACAAAAGCACGAGAAAUGACAUUUGAUCACUAUCCGUUGCCAGAAAUGCUAAGAACACGCUUAGAAGAGGUAAUUUUGCAAAUAAAAAUCUUGCAAUUAGGAAGAGCCAAAGAGUUCCUAUCUACCGUCAUGGAUCCGCCAGAUUUGAAAGCUAUUGAUCUGUCUCUCGAUUUACUUGAGACACUUAAUGCCCUCGAUAAAGACGAGACUUUGACUCCUUUGGGUUAUCAUUUAGCACAUUUGCCACUUGAUCCUAGAACAGGGAAAAUGAUUUUGUGGGGUGCAUUGUUCUCUUGUGUUGAUCCAAUAUUUGCUAUUGCUGCAAGUCUCACAUUUAAAGACGCUUUCUAUUGUCCAUUAGGACAAGAGGAAAUGGCUAAUAAAAAAAAGUUAGAGCUCAGUAUGGAACAGUGUAGUGAUCAUAUUGCUCUUGCGGAAGCUCUAAGAAGAUAUGAAGUUGCACGUCAAAGAGGAAAUGCUCGCCAGUUUUGUCGAGAGUAUUUCCUCUCUUUUAAUACAUUGAAACUUCUCUCCGAAAUGAAAGCUCAAUUUGCACAGUAUUUAUGUGAGAUGAAAUUUCUGGAUAGUGAAAACCCAAACCAUAUAGGCUCUAACAGAAAUUCGAAUAACAUAGCGUUGAUAAAAGCUAUUGUCUGUGCAGGAUUAUAUCCUAACAUCGCUGUUGUAAGACGAGUUUCUAAAAAUGGGGUGCUUAGUUGGACACCGGAAGACGGUAGUGUGCGUAUACAUCCAUCGAGCGUAAACAAUAGAGUUUCCAGCUUUCCUAGUUGCUACUUAACAUAUUUCACAAAACAACGGUCCACCGCCAUAUUUUUGCAUGAUACUACAUGUAUAAGUGUACCAAUUUUAUUAUUUGCUGGACCAAAUAUGUCGAUAAAACGGGAAAAAGGACAAUAUAUAAUUAGCAUCAAUUUUUCGGAAAACAUAAUUUGCGAACAAAAAUCCGCAGAAUUGAUACAGGAACUUCAACAAGCUCUAAAUGGUUUAUUGGAAUAUAAAGUUACAAAUCCGGCAACAGUAUCUUGGUCAACCUUUGAAGGAGACUUAUUAAAUGCAAUUAUUGAACUAGUCUCUCAAACAGAUCAAGAAAUUGGUUUUGAUAGUACGCGCGAAAAUGCAAGUUAUGAAGAUUCCACUUAUGAUAUCGGUUAAUUGCAUGUAUUUAUUAAUUGUAAAUGUCGAUUUAUUUAAUCUCUUUGACACGAUCGAAAAAAAAAAAAU